Messenger RNA from Amyelois transitella, 990 nucleotides. RefSeq lists its product as uncharacterized. The transcript is spliced from 7 exons. The record is from RefSeq and is a predicted model, not a curated record. The coding region runs from base 4 to 990 and encodes 328 amino acids. NCBI's taxonomy places the organism in Eukaryota, Metazoa, Arthropoda, Insecta, Lepidoptera, Pyralidae.
UUUAUGGCGGGGAAAUCCGUGAGCUUCAGCUCUGGAUGUAAUCUCUGCGACUCCCACUUGGAGUCGCUGGUGAGAUGGCUGAGCUGCAAUGGGGAGAUCUGGGGGGUUGGGCCGACGGCGGUUUUCGCCAGCGCCGCCGCCCUGUUCCUGUACCACGAGCUGGAGUCAACCGUCUUCAUCCACGGAGACCAUGUUCAGGUGUCUUCGAUGGAGAAGACGCUGAUUUCUACCAUGGUGCUUGGCAUGCUGGCGCUGAUGAUCCACCUGUGGGUGUGCUCCAUGCGAUUCUUCCAGUACUACCUGGACACACUCAUUAGGGACAGCCCCAACAUCCUCCUGGAAAUGACCACAGCGGGUCUGCUCGGCGGCCAGGAGGUGGUGCCCCUGGGUCCCCUGACCAAGUUCCUCAAGACCCAACAACCCCAGAUCCACAUCACCGUCUGCUGGUUCUUGUCGCUGUGCUACGCUGACUACGUGAGGAAACAUUACUGCACGAGAUUCAAUAUGCCGUAUUUGGAGCAGUGGCAAGCGGAGUUGCACGAGCGAGCGUCGGUGAGCGUACGCCGCACCAUGCGGAGGGUGCACAGCUUCGUCGCAUGCGCACAGCAACGGUUGCGAGGUUACGCGCAGCCCGCGCCGACGCCGAGUCUAAUCAGUGAAAUGCAGACGUACGCUAGUUUGCUAGUUUAUAGUGAGGUCCCGACUCCAAAGAGACCGUCGCUGGAAGUCAGUCGGGCCGGGAGCCACGUGUCCUGGGGAGAGGUGGGCUGCGGGAACGAGAAGGAACACCUGUGCGAAAGAGACAGCAACAUGUGUGCAAGGCUUGUCAGUCAGUCGAGCGAGACAACUGCUGACGCUAUUGAGAAACUUAGAACCUACAUCAAUGCAACACGUUGUACCUGUUCGAGUGUGGAAAUCCCCGGCCUGUGUGGAGCUGAGAAUAAGUGCACAAAAAACAAGCAGUCACAGAAUGUUGACGCCCAUAUCUAG